Messenger RNA from Trichoderma gamsii, 1407 nucleotides. RefSeq lists its product as hypothetical. The record is from RefSeq and is a predicted model, not a curated record. NCBI's taxonomy places the organism in Eukaryota, Fungi, Ascomycota, Sordariomycetes, Hypocreales, Hypocreaceae. Gene Ontology annotation, molecular function: monooxygenase activity; FAD binding. Bases 1 to 1407 code for a protein of 468 amino acids. The transcript has 3 exons.
AUGAAGAUUGCCAUCAUCGGAGCUGGCAUUGCCGGCUGUGCAGUAUAUCUCGAGCUGAAGAAACAUCUGCCAAACAGCGACGGCUUUCCCGAAGACCUUGAUAUCAAGAUAUACGAAGCCUACGAUACCGGAAAAGAUGUCACGUCUGAAGAUCGAGAGCAGGGACCGACACACUCGUCCACGCUCAUCGUCGGCGGCGGACUGGGCAUCGCACCCAACGGUCUGGGAGUAAUCCAGCGUCUUGACGAGGAGCUUCUGCGAGAAGUCACUCGCGAUGGAUACGUGAUAACGAGAUCCAACCUGAAGAGCAAGAAUGGGAACUUGCUCAUGUACAUCGAUCCCAGCGAUCCGACCACGAGAGAUUCGGGUGAGUCUUCGAAGAAGCUCAACAUGGUGGCAUGCAGUCGCCAUUCGCUUUGGAGAUGUCUGCGCACUCGCAUCCCAGACAAGGACAUUAUCACCAAGCGUGUCUCACAAGUCAUUGUAAAUCCUGAAGGACUAAAUAUCGUCCAUUUUAUCGAUGGAAGCGAGCCAGUAGAGGCUGAUAUCAUUAUUGGUGCUGAUGGUGUCAAGUCAACUGCCAAAAGGGCUUUGUUUCCAGAGGCAGCAGAAGACCAAUAUCCUCCUCAUUACGAAGGCCUUGUCGGAAUUGGCGGCUUCAUCCCAGCAACAGGACUAGCGGAAUUCGUCGAAAAAGGGUCAAUGAACUUCAUCUUUGGAGGCAACGGCUUCUUUGGAUACUACUUCCCAGACAGCAACCCCUUAGAUCCCAAUCGCGAUAACCCCUACGUCGUCUCCGAGCCGGGAGAAUCGCUGGCUUGGUGGUCCACGUACGAGAUCAAAGAAUGCCCAGAUCGCAGCACCCUCGACAUGGACGAUGUUUCCCGACAUCUUCGAGAGAGGCACGCAGAGUGGAAAGAUCCCGUCAUCCAGCGAAUCAUCAAAUCAGCCCGCGUUACGCACAUGUAUCCCACGUGGACGUCACCACCGCUCCCGACUUGGGAACGCGACGGAGUUGUUUUGCUGGGAGAUGCGGCGCAUGCCCUGCCCUCGACGUCAGGCCAAGGUGUAUCACAAGCUUUGGAGGACUGCGAAGCGUUUGUGCUCUUCCUGGCGCAUCAGAUGAAGCGGAGAUAUUUGAGCAAGCCAGACGCCGAAAAGCAAGCCACCGUCAAGGCUGCAAGACAAUACAUGGAUCUUCGGAAGCCACGCGUCACGGAGAUAUUGGAGAGUGCGAAGAAGAUUCAGAAUUCUAAGCGCGACAUGGGUGUCGUUCGAGAGUAUGCCAUGUACUCGAUGUUCAAACUGCUCAGUUUCUUCCCCACUGCCGUUGCGAAGCCAACGCGCAAGAUUUACGAGUAUAAUGUUGCGAAAGAAGCUGCUCAAAUAAUUGCAGGCGAUAGCUAG